This is a messenger RNA of Hydractinia symbiolongicarpus, 466 nucleotides long. Its product is annotated as HIG1 domain family member 1A, mitochondrial-like. Lineage: Eukaryota; Metazoa; Cnidaria; Hydrozoa; Anthoathecata; Hydractiniidae. Gene Ontology annotation, biological process: mitochondrial respirasome assembly. Gene Ontology annotation, cellular component: mitochondrion. Bases 81 to 380 code for a protein of 99 amino acids. The transcript has 2 exons. The record is from RefSeq and is a predicted model, not a curated record.
UCAUUCUUUAAACGAACAUGUCGAAAAUAUACAACUUGAAUUUUUCCUACUUUAAAACAUAAUAUUCUCAAUCCUGAACAAUGUCUUCAGUUAAAACUAAUACAGCAGCUAAAAACCCAAAUUAUUGGGUUCCUGAACACGACGAAGUCACUGACCGUGAAAAGUUUAUCAGUAAGGCUAAAAAGGACCCAUUUGUUCCUAUUGGUUUUGUUGGUUUGCUCGGUGCACUUGGAUAUGGUGUAUAUGCAUACAAAACGAGAGGUCCAGCUAUGACCACCAGUCGUUAUUUAAUGAGGUUACGAGUCAUCGCGCAAAGCAUGGUGGUCGGAUCUAUAAUACUCGGCGUAGGAAUUACCCAACUUAAUAAAGAGAAAAGGUGAUACAUAUUGAAAGCCGUAUACAUGUAGAUAUAUAAUUUUUAGUGUACUUGUAAAUUUUAGUCAUUAAUAAAUAGAGCAAUCGUUAA